Molecule: messenger RNA, 691 nt
Organism: Spinacia oleracea (spinach)
Lineage: Eukaryota; Viridiplantae; Streptophyta; Magnoliopsida; Caryophyllales; Amaranthaceae
Product: cell wall / vacuolar inhibitor of fructosidase 1-like
Exons: 1
Coding region: 13-555 (180 amino acids)
Biological process (GO): negative regulation of catalytic activity
Molecular function (GO): enzyme inhibitor activity
Source: RefSeq, a predicted model, not a curated record
UCAUCUUAUAAAAUGGAGACGAUUAGUAAAGCCUUAAUUUUGUUGAGUAUUGUUGCCCAUCUCAUAAUUCUAGGGCAUGCUCAAAACACUACCUUGAUCACCCAAACAUGCAAUCAAACACCAAACUACAACCUUUGUGUUUCAACAUUAACCUCGGACCCGAAAACACGUUACGCAAAUGAUACGAGGCACCUAGCCAUCAUCAUGGUGCUCCACGCCAAUGGUUUGUCAACCAAAACCCAAAAUCAUAUAUUCGGUCUAAUAAGGAACCGUGGAAUUGCCGGACCGGUGAGGCAACUCCUUGACAAAUGCUAUCAAAAUUACUCAAGAAUCAUCACGAAUCGGCUUAUUGAAACUGUAGAAGAUUUGUUAGCCAAAAGGUAUGCCUUUGCUCCAGAUAUGAUGAAAAAUGUACAACGUUAUGUCAAUGUUUGUGAGGGGAGCUUCAAGAAACCCGUCAAAUCUCCCAUAUCUGCUGAUAAUAAGGCUAUGUUUGACCUUUCUGGAGUUGCUUACGCUAUUAUUUCUCACCUAAGUAAUAAUAAUGUAACUUAAAUAUAAAAUAUGCAUUCCCUUUUUUGGUAAACUAGAUGUUACGUAGUAUUUGAAUAAUAUUGCUAUGUAAAAAACAAAGACUCGAUAAUUUGGUUUUCUUGCUUCAAAUGAACCACUUUUCUUUCUAUUAUGUUUC